AUGCGUCGUGACACCAUUGCGCGAAGAUACCGUUUGUCGCGAUGUGAUCUCUGCGAGAUAGAAACGCAGAAAGCACCACAAGAUGGUACAGUCCAACUGCAAAAGUCUCGCCAACGUAGGAAUGGAAAAAAGAACAACAGUCAGAGUGCACAGUCAUGUUCGUCGUCAGACUCGGCCGUCUCAACUCAGCAAUGUUUUCUCUCACAUCCAGAGUUUCAACAGCCUCUUCCAAAUUUCCUGGCUACAAGUGGUGGAUAUAUGCCUCAGAAUCCCGUUGUGAUGAACUGUAACGAAGGAACAAUGUUUGAUUUGAUGAAUGGUGAUGGUCAAAAUGGACUGCCAAGCAAACGUUUCCAUAUCGGUGGAGAUGGAAAUCCCGUUCUACCUCUUGUUGGAAGAACCUUAGGUGCUACACAAGUUUUUCAAGAGCAAAGAGAGACAAUAAUGAAUGGAGCUGGCGCACGCAAAGAUUCGAUGUGUCAAUUUGAGCCAAAGGAUACCAUGACAUUUAUGAAAAAAGAACUGUUUGACGAGCAUGAAAUUACAGACGAUUCAAAUAAAGAGCCCGAACACCUUAUACGGGAGGACGACCAUCAACUGCGUAAUUAUAAAAGAAGAUCAAGUGAAGGAAAUAAGCUGAUCUCCGAAAUGAUUAAAGCAAAGAUGACCGGUCACUAUGGCUAUAGUGUGAAAGGAGACCCACUGAAAUGUGCAAAGCAAGAUGACUCAAACAAAAUCAUCAAAAAGAAAACGCAUGAAGACGGCAAUGAUGAGCUUACUUUCCAUUCGCUUUAA
Molecule: messenger RNA, 795 nt
Organism: Cylicostephanus goldi
Lineage: Eukaryota; Metazoa; Nematoda; Chromadorea; Rhabditida; Strongylidae
Source: the annotation of a GenBank genome assembly